Messenger RNA from Dendroctonus ponderosae (mountain pine beetle), 3170 nucleotides. RefSeq lists its product as uncharacterized. The record is from RefSeq and is a predicted model, not a curated record. The transcript is spliced from 12 exons. NCBI's taxonomy places the organism in Eukaryota, Metazoa, Arthropoda, Insecta, Coleoptera, Curculionidae. Bases 429 to 3155 code for a protein of 908 amino acids.
UUGUCUUCAUCUAUGUGUCAAACCACGUUAAAUGGGCUCGGUGUUAUGGUGUUUGUGCUUUUUGUGUGUAGUGUUUGUUCGUGUUAAAUUAGUUAUUGCAUCUGUUUGCAUCAAAUUAAAGAUACCUUAACAAUGAUGGAUUGAACAUUGCUAGUAACGAGUGUAAUAACAUUGAGACUGGGAAUUCGCCCUGAACCUUAUCGAUUUCAGUGUUCGUAUUCAGUGCGCAACGCAUCAGCCAUACUUGACAAUCAAUGUGUUAUUUUUAGGCGUUCCUGAAACAGUUUUGUGCUGUUUAAUAGGGAUUUUCGCCUCAUUUAAUACAGUCCCUCAAUCUGUCUAAUUUGUGACGUCACCACUUAUGGAGCUUAUAGUCCGAUCGUAGGUGAUUCAGGAAUGAAACAAAAUGCAAUAGAUUUAGUUAAGAAAUGAACCAGGAAAUCGACUGGUUUCAUCGUUCUCGACAAUGGACAAUUAGCCAGAACAGGGUAGCUAUGGGGCCAUUUACCAAUGACUAUAGAAGGGGAUUUAGAGGCCGAGAUGACUGUAACACCUACGGCGGCAAAGGAAACAAUCAGUUCAAUCAGGGUCAUAGAAACAAUAACCGGCAUUCACAACAGCAGACAGCAAACAGUUACAGCUCAGGACCAUAUCCAGAUCUUACGAGUUACGGUUCAGUUAGGCCCAUAUCCGGAUUUUCGGGUUCAGCGAAGCCAACAGGAGCACAGGGAUAUAUUGCAAAUAACUUCAGUCGGGAGCCAUCUGCUUCAUCUACGCCUAUUCUUCCGGCAGCUUCUGCUUUUGCAUCAGUCGGCCACGGUCCUGCACCUCUACCUCCAAUUGCCAAUCUAGACAUUCACACUUCGCAUCAGCUUUCACGCGGAUUUCCAUUAGAUGCACGGGUUCCGCCUCCACCUAUUGGUCAAUUGGAUCUAGCCAGACCGCCACCAGCUGUCUCUGGAUGGUACCAAAAUGGAAUUGAGUAUCCAGGAGCGCCCUUUUUGCCUCCUCAGCCUGCAUUGAGUUCGCGUGGUGCAUCACUAUCCAGACCAACAGAUUCGCAACAAAUACUCAAUGAACGAAGUCAUCGUUGGCCAAACAAUAAGCACAUCUCUCCGGCUCUGGACGUUAAAAGUACUGUGUCGGACCGAUCGGUAGCGUCCAGAUCGGAAUCGAUUCCUGCAUCAAUUAGCAGUGUGAAGGAGGAGGUCGACGACGAUGACGACGUCAUCUGCGUUACGGAUUUGAAUGCAAAGUCCAAGUCACCACCACUGGAUACAUUUAUUCGGUUUUUGGACGCAAACUACAGUGGUCUAUUCCAAAUCAUAAAUCGAGUGUCUGGAAACGACUGGUUGCCGACUAUGGAAACAUUUCUUCAGAAUUUGGAGGAUGAGCUUUUUCAAAUCGAUGACAAAAUUAGACUAUGGAUGCACUUGAAUAUGGUAAUGAUAUCAGCCACACAGGGGAUCAGCUUUGUGAAUAUAGAACUAGACAACUAUCUGGAUUUGAUGGAGCGGUUUUUUGAAAUUUACUUCAAUUUGAUGAAGCAAAUAUUCCAGCAGGCAUGGAAGUUGCGACAGGUGCCUGAUUGCAAAGACAUUGCCGUCAACUGCAUUUUGGUAUUAAGUCGCUGUUUUUGCAACCGUUACGAUCGCAUUUUAAAUUGCUUUUUGGAACGUCAAAUUCCAAUGGACGUUAAAGGACUACCCCAAGUUUGGUUCCAGGUUUUAUCAUACUUACUCACAGUUCCAGUACAUAAUUUCCUAGAAGAAGAUGGAUAUCGGAUCUACUUAAUUUGGCAGAAGUUUCGUGCGCUUUGCGAAACUACCCGAUUGGUGCAAAAAAUGGACAAGGUUGUAAAUAGGCGACUAAGCGAGACGAGAUCAAUUAAAGGCAACUUCUAUAUCCAAGAUAUAUUGAAGAAACAAGACGCAGACAAAGCUUAUAAUUGGUGGGACAUGAUACAGGACUAUUUUAAAUAUAUGGAAGGAAAGAAACGAACGGCUCUGGAGUCGUACAAUUACAGCUACAUGUACCCUGGCAAUCCUGACUCUCCGAGCACUAGUUAUAUCGCCCCUGCAAGAAUUUCGCACAACUUUAAACCUUUUUAUGAAUCCCUUUUUGCAUGGUCACGCGACGAUGAAAUGGCUCGUUUAUUCGAUAGAGUGGAGACGGACUUUAACAUUGCCGAGCGAGAAAUGAAGAACGGAUACAAGUUUCCGGAAAUUGACCUGACAGUGCGUCCAGACUAUGUGGAUCCGAAUUUUGUGCCUCCAAAACCAAAACCUACUAAUCAUCGAGCUAGGCGAGCCUUGACUCAAAGACAAGUCACGUCAAACAAGAUCAAGAUGCUGCGAAGUUUGAGUACGAUAGUGAUUUCUGAUUCAGAUUCUGAAGAUGACGAUAAUUUGCCGGCCUCUCAUUCUAGCCGCUGUAAUACAUUGAACGGCGUAGUGCCACCCGUCGUCUUAGAGAAAAAUGAUCCAAAAGAAAAGUCCUCUGGAUUAGCGGAUGAACACAAUUUAGAAAAAAAUAAGUCCUAUGAACAACCAACUCUUUUAAAUAACAGUUCUACCCAGGAAACCUGUAACAUAUCAGAUGAAAGUAGUCCUGGCUUUUUGGAAGAGCAGUCUGGUGCAUUAAUUGGCAGCCCCGUUGAAAUUGAUAAACAAGAUGUAACUGCUCCUGGAAAUAGCGCCGUGAAUGAUGGUAUUUCCCACAAACCAAAUGGGAACGUUUGCAAUGAGCCGGACACUUGUGUGCACGAGGAAACAUUAUUAAAUAGUACUUCAGAUUUACCAAAACCCAGUUCAGUGGAAGUUAAUAGUUUGGAGGAUCACUUAUCAACUAAGCAAGACACUUCUGACCAGAAGAUCAAUUCAAAUGAGAUUAAAUCCAGCCAGUCAGRUGUAAACAUUCUCUGUGUUUCGGAAGUGCAGAUGGAGACUUCAAUGGACUGUAAUGUAAACGAAUCGAACGAUAAMGUUGCAAUUAGGAGUGAUUCCUGUGAUWUGGAAACAAGYAGCAAGAACGCUCUGGAUACAGUCGCAACCAAUGAUCCARGUGAGUGUCGUAGUCAAUUUUUCGUUUUUGAAAAUUUUGAGGCAGUAUUAGAGGGAAAUCAUUGCMUUGGGGAACUGUUCUGUCUUGUGUAAAAUCGGAUGGCAUUC